CGGCCGCCGAUGGUCAAGAUUAACUGGACGGGUUGUAUUUAGACUCAUCAAUACUUUCAUUAUUAUUAUUAUAAUCAGUAUUUUUUUAUUAAUAUUCGCCUAACCUAAAAACGUUUCAGUAUUUUAGUUUAUGUAAUCUCUCACCGUUGUUCUUGUUUUACGCAUGUGUUCUUACUUAUGUUGUAUUAUUAGUAAAGGAAUGUUAAUUUUUAUGAAAAUAACAAUCGUGUUUAAUCAUUUGAUUUAGUAACCUUUACAUAGUCAUCGCCAGUGUUAAGUACACCUCACUUGCACUACACAUAGUGCUUACCUAAAUCCUCUAUUUAUUUAGUAUAACAAUAUAACUACGUAAGUUUUCGUAUUCGAGCGAUGCGUCUUGACAUUUCCGUAGCGUGGUCAUUGUGGUUGCUGUAUACGUUCAUACGCAACUAUUCGGCAGCAUCAGAAAAAGGUGACGGAGCACUGCUGCUAACUCCUCUUAUACGAAAUGGUCGAAUCGACGAAGCUCGAGCAGCGUGCAACGUCACGUCCCUGGAGCCGACUAUCGAGAGCUACUCCGGUUACCUAACCGUGGACGAAGCGCACGGUUCCAAUAUGUUCUUCUGGUUCUUCCCAGCCGCGAACGGUAAUUCGGAUGCGCCCGUUCUGCUGUGGCUACAAGGCGGUCCAGGAGCAUCCAGCAUGCUCGGUGUAUUCAAUUUGAACGGUCCAUUUUCGGUGCAGUACAAGUGUGAUGGCGGCAAACUCAAUUUGCGUGACCAUGCGUGGACGACUACGCAUUCGGUGCUAUACGUGGACAACCCGGUGGGCACAGGCUUUAGCUACACCGCCGACGAUUCUGGUUACAGUACCGACCAGACAGCUGUCGCUCGGAACUUGUACGCCGUUUUGGUACAAUUCUUCGAACUGUUCCCCGAGUACCAGAAGAACGACUUCUACGUGACCGGCGAGUCAUUUGCCGGUCAUUAUGUGCCAGCUAUAUCGUACACAAUCCAUCAGAACAACCCUGGGGCUAAGGUCAAGAUCAACCUUAAAGGGCUGGCAAUCGGAAAUGGCCUAGUUGACCCUAUCAACCAGCUGUUCUUUGGCGAGUUCUUGUACCAAAAUGGAUUGGUUGACGAAAAUGGAAAGCAAAAAUUCGAACAAUUUGAGAAUGCUGUUCACGCUCAGAUCCUCGCCGGUGACUACAAGGGUGCAUUCCGCAUAUUCGACGAGAUGUUGAACGGCAUAUUCUAUCAAUACCCGACGCUGUUUCAGAACCUGACCGGUAUGCAUUACUACUACAACAUGCUGCUGGACCAGAAACCACCUUCGUCCGAUGAUUGGAUGAAGUUCGUUCAAAAACCGUCCGUGAAGGCCGCGUUGCAUGUGGGCUCACGGCCGCUGAAUAACUUUACAGUGGUCCAUCGGCACUUGCUUGGUAACGUACUGCAAUCAGUGGCCCCAUGGUUGGGUAGCCUGUUGGAUGCUGGCCGGUACCGGGUUUUGUUAUACAGUGGACAGCUUGACAUCAAGUUACAUCACCGGGGCACCAUGCAUAUGGCUCAGUUGCUUGAAUGGUCAGGCGCAGAACGAUUUAGAAAUAACGCGAAGCGUACCAUUUGGCGCGUUCACGAACAGAAAAAUGGAUGUGACGGCGGUAACAAGACCACCGUGGCCGGUUACGCGACAACGUCCGGUCCACUGACCGUGCUUUUAGUGAGGGAUGCUGGCCACAUGGUGCCAGCCGAUCAGCCGGUAUGGGCCCUCGACCUCAUCGACCGGUUCACUGGCGGCAAAACGUUUUGACCUACAGGAACCGCGAUUCGUCGACGAUAAUAUUAUACUAAAGACGAUUUUUUAUUAUGUACUAAUAAAUAUUAUAAUUAAUAUAUAUUAUUAUGAAUUCAAA
This is a messenger RNA of Rhopalosiphum padi (bird cherry-oat aphid), 1891 nucleotides long. Its product is annotated as venom serine carboxypeptidase-like. The transcript has 2 exons. The record is from RefSeq and is a predicted model, not a curated record. Gene Ontology annotation, biological process: proteolysis. The coding region runs from base 370 to 1788 and encodes 472 amino acids. NCBI's taxonomy places the organism in Eukaryota, Metazoa, Arthropoda, Insecta, Hemiptera, Aphididae. Gene Ontology annotation, molecular function: serine-type carboxypeptidase activity.